AUGCGUUCUCCUCUCCUCCAUGCUCUGCUCCCAGCAGCCCUUGUCAGCGCCCAAGCCGACCUCCUGGCCCUCCUGCAAUCGCAGCCCGACCUUAGCACCCUGACGGAUCUCCUCAGCAUCGCAGACCUCGCCGACGCUCUGGCCCAGGCUACCAAUAUCACCAUCAUUGCACCAACCAACGAAGCCUUCCAAAACGUUGACCCGAACAUCCCAGAGGGCGUGGCAGUCGCCAAUCGCAACGUCACUUCUGUCACUGCUUUGCUUUCUAACCACGUCUUUCGUGGUCUUUAUCCGGCCGCGAGUGUGGGCGAGGUCCCGAAUUUCGUACAAAGUCUGUUGACGCCGGAUUUUGUCAACGAUCAACAGCCGUUCACGAACUUCACGGGUGGCCAGUACAUUGGGAUCGUAAAGAACGGGGCGGAUGUCGAAGUCUUGAGCGGAGAGUUCGCUGUCUCUAAGGUGGUCGAAGCGGACAUUCCCCUUGGCGAAAACAUCAUCAUUCACAAAGUCGACACUGCGCUCGCCUUCGGGGCACCUCUACAACUCUUCACCGCACGUGCCGGCUACACGGCAUUAAAUGGUGCUCUAGAGGCAGUGGAUAAUCUGGGACUGCAGCUGGGGCUCACGGACGACGGCGGCACCGCGAUAGGCGUGUCCGAUCUGACUGUCUUCGUACCGAUGAAUGAGGCUUUUCAACUGAUCGGGUCUGAAGUUCUGAGCUAUCACGUCAUCUCUGAGAAUGUGAUCUUCUCGCCUUCGAUCAGCAAUGCGACUGUGCCUUCGCUGCAGGGAAGCGAUCUGCAGCUCACUGUCACCGAUGACGGGGCUGUGUUCGUCAAUGGAGCCAAGGUCGUGAUCCCGAACGUCAUCUUGUUCAAUGGAGUGGCACAUGUCAUUGAUGGCGUUCUCAACCCUCUCGCACCACCCCUAGAGCGUGCUAGCCUAGACGCUUCUGCUACUACUUCAGAUCGCGUAGCUUUCGCAGACGCCACGCGAGUUGAAGCACUCCCUUUCACUAGCUUUACCUUCGCCAUGGACAGCCAGCCGGAGACGAUUCUAGCCAUCUACAGCACCGGACUUGCCGUGGCACCCGCGAAUGCAGCAGCGACCUCUACGGCGGCGAAUAUGGACCCGACUAGGGCAACGGCAUCAGGCACAGCUGCGGCGUACACUGGGGCUGCUGAUGUGGCGAAGCUGGCUAGGGGUAUGCUUGCAGGUGUGGUGGGAGGGGCUAUUGCUGUAGCACUCUAG
Fulvia fulva is the source of this 1251-nucleotide messenger RNA. RefSeq names its product Fasciclin-like arabinogalactan protein. Gene Ontology annotation, biological process: macroautophagy. NCBI's taxonomy places the organism in Eukaryota, Fungi, Ascomycota, Dothideomycetes, Mycosphaerellales, Mycosphaerellaceae. The record is from RefSeq and is a predicted model, not a curated record. The transcript is spliced from 4 exons. Bases 1 to 1251 code for a protein of 416 amino acids. Gene Ontology annotation, cellular component: fungal-type vacuole membrane.